AUGGAGGCCGGGCUGUUCCUAGCAGCGCUGCUGCUCUCUUGCACACCGAUACGCACAAGUCCCACGACUGCUGAUGUUUGCACCCUUCAGCAGAUCGCGAAGGACAAGGUGUCUUACACGACAGGCAAGGCUGUGAACGGCUGCGUGAGCCGCAGCACCGUGGGGAAACCUCAGGAAGUCCACGUUCUCCAAGUGAAAAUAGAGAAGCAGUUGUGGCAGUUCCAGUUGAAUGUGUCCUCAGCGGGGAGGACCACCCCACCUGAGCGAAAGGUGCUGUUUGUGAUCAUCUGUGACAAGCACUGUCUUGUGACGGUUCAUUCGGUGGAUCUCCACCCGACCUUUGUCUCGAAUAACAUGGUCAUUGGAGUCAUGGGCAACAAGUCCAGCGCCUUCGAGGAUACCAGUGGUGAGCAGCUUGUACAACGGGUGAAAGAACACUAUGGGGGCAUCACUUCCUUCACCGAGCUGAAAACCCCCCACCACAUCCACUUCCGAGUGGGCGAAGAUGCCAGCAGUCCAGAGGACUGCAUCGUGCAGCCUGGGUUCAAUGCCCGGCGGUACCUACAGACCGAGUUCUUAGUCCAAGAGGUUAAAGGCUGCACCAGUCCCGGUGCGAAGAAGGGGAAGGAGGCUCACAUCUUGCGCAUGCAGCAGGGCCCAGCGGAGACCAGCUCUCAGCCCGUGGAGGUGAAGGUGAACGUGGUCUGCCCUGAAGCAAAGCCGCUGCAGGAUCUGGCAAUACUGCUGAUCCUCCAAAGCCAACCCAACGUGACCUGGAACAUCGAUACGCAACGCACCGUGAGCAUCAUGGCGUCUGGGAAACACCGGAUCAGCAGAUUCCCCUCCGAGCAAUUGGAUGAGAGAGUUCUCCCUGACAAUGAGCAGGGCCUGAUCGGCUUGGCCCACGAUACAGGAUUUGAUGACAUAGCUUCAUAUACGGACAUCCCAUCGGCUACCCAUGUGACCCUUGAGCUGCACAGAUGUGAACCAGAAGUGAAGACUCCACCACCAACACCUGCACAACGCCCCGAUGCCGUCAACAUUGUUCAAACAUUUUUCAGUCUGUCCCCACCGUGGAAGUGCACAGACGACUCCAUUGAGAUAGUCAUGCUGAAGAUGAAGUUACAGGAGUUAAAUGACUACAUCACGGAUAUCACAUUGCAAGACCCCCGUUGCAGAGCUGAACAAAACCAAACUCACUUUGUGCUGAGAAGGUAUUUGGGGGACUGCCACACCAAACUGGAGAGUGAAAUUCUAGCCAGGAAUAAGCUGAUCCUGACACUGGCUUCAUCGCUGGAGAAAGUUGAGGUGCCGUUCGAGUGCAGCCUGCCACCGGAGCUCCGUUUGCAGCUUUACCGGACCCAGGACUUCAAGUGGCCUUCUACCACCGUGCUGGAAGUCAACAAAGCUGCUUAUGUCCAGGUCUCGUUUCGGGCCGGGAGUGCCCGGACCUUCCUGGACGUGAAGGAGUGUUCUCUGCAGACUGCUGCCGAGGAGCCUCAGCAGCUCCUGAUCCCGCCUGUCGCGCCACUCGGCCAAGCAGUGACCGUCCUCAAGCCGACAGAAGCCACGCUGGGCCGGGAGCUCCAUCGGUUCAGCUUCGUCUACAGCCUGGCUGGGGGAGGGCCCUUUCCUCCUUGCGCCACCCUGUCGUGCAGAGUGGCCUGGCAUUUCAACGGCAGCACCAGCGUGGCAACAUUAGAGGUGACGCUGCAGGACACCAGACCUCCACCUUCCAGCCUAGGGAUAGAAGCAGUUGUGGGGAUCACCUUCGCAGCGUUCUUAAUCGGCACGCUCCUCACCGCGGCGCUCUGGUGCAUUUACUCCCAUACCCGCCCCAUGGCCAAGCUGCAGCCUGUCGCCACCAACGCCCCAGCCUCCGAGAGCAGCAGCCCCAAUCACAGCAUCGGCAGCACCCAGAGCACCCCCUGCUCCACCAGCAGCAUGGCCUAG
Molecule: messenger RNA, 1953 nt
Organism: Emys orbicularis (European pond turtle)
Lineage: Eukaryota; Metazoa; Chordata; Testudines; Emydidae
Gene: ENG
Product: endoglin
Exons: 15
Coding region: 1-1953 (650 amino acids)
Biological process (GO): transforming growth factor beta receptor signaling pathway; cell migration; vasculogenesis
Cellular component (GO): cell surface
Molecular function (GO): transforming growth factor beta receptor activity; glycosaminoglycan binding; type II transforming growth factor beta receptor binding
Source: RefSeq, a predicted model, not a curated record